ACCUCCACAUUACUGCAUGUAUUUGGCUUGAGUCACACGUGUGCACCCGAAUAAUUAUUAUUCGUUGAACUCACGCCACCCCACUCACUGCGUAAACACUCACAGAAAAAAGUGCACGCUUUAUAUUUUAAUAAAAAUUGCAAAUAUUAAUCAUCGGCACGCAAACCCUUGGUAUUGGUAGUGCGUUGUUAGCGCGGCGCAUGCGCUAGACAGUUCAGUCGCGACCAGUUUUAAAUUUAGAACCGUGUCGCCGGAAUUUCGCUGGCCUAUUUAGACACCGCAAACGGCAGAUUUUAACUGAAUUCAAAGGUACAAUUGUUAUUAAUGUUCAUUUAAAUUAUUCGAGUCAGUGAUUUAUCAGUGAUGGUUGGAUGUGGAGUGAAGUGAAGUGAGAGCUGUCACCGUACUGUGUGCGCGCGUGGUUAUGAGGACAGACUGCUGACUGUACCGCACCAACAUGUUCGGGAGAACAAUCCUAGUGUUGUUGUUAUUGUGGACGCAAGAUGCAGUUCGGAGUUUGCGUCUCGUGGAGCUCCGUGUACCAACACACGAGCCAGAAGGUGGAAUGGCUCUUCUUGGCUGCCAGUACGACUUAGAAGGGGACACCCUGUACUCUGUCAAAUGGUACAAGGACGGCCGUGAGUUCUACCGCUUCGUGCCUAAAAAUGAUCCACCUGUAUAUUACUUCCAAGCGCCAGGAGUAAAUGUUGAAAUAGGACGUUCUUCGAACACAGUGGUGGCGCUAGUGAACCUCACACAGGAGUCUGCAGGACAUUACCGCUGCGAAGUGUCCGGAGAAGCCCCCUCAUUCGCCACUGUGUUCAGACAAAAAUACAUUAACAUACACUUGCUUCCAAAAGGCGGUCCCCGAGUUAUUGGUCUCAAAGAACAGUACAAUUUGGAUGACCUAGUUGUGGCGAACUGUACGUUGCCACCUUCUCGUCCAAAGGCGCAUUUAAAAUGGCUCGUCAAUGACAAGCCUGCUCCUUCCUCCUACAUUCUGGGACCCUGGUACCGAGUGUCAGCUGAACGACCUGAUGCUGCUGAAACUAUUCUGCAGCUAAGCUUCUUUGCAACUACUUCUGACUUUGUUAACGGUGCCAUCAAAUUAAAAUGCCAAGCUACGAUUGCACCACUGUACCAAAGAGAGACGGAGUCCACACAUUAUAUAUCUCUACCUUUUUCUAUGGCUGCCCAUCCACCUGAGGCAAAGGAAAUCAGAGACAUCGCCUCGUCGGUGGAAAAUACGUUAGCAACUUUAAUAGUACCAAUUAUGAUAUUAAUAUUAAUGUAAUAGUACCGUGAUAUCAGUGUUUAGCGUAGGUGGCCAGAAAUGUGUGUUAUUUGUUGAACAAAUCGGUAACGGAUCACAUUUCGAGUUUUUUGUGGAGAGACGUGAUGAAUGCAAUGUAGGACGUUUCAGAUACGGUUAAACAAUUCUUUGGAAGUUCACAAAAGUUGAACAACAGGAAACAUAGGUGUUGGUUAGCUGUAUAUACAUACAUACAUAUGUACAUAUCUAUGUGCAACUAACUAGGGAAGUUGGUCCUACUACGAAGCAAAGCGCUCGCAAUCUUGAAUAGUUUCGUUUCGGAACGUUACAAUUAUACUACCUUCGAAAGUUGUACGCAUUAUACUUAAGAAAAUAUUUCUACACAGUUUCAUUGAGUAAGAAAGGAUGUG
Messenger RNA from Spodoptera exigua (beet armyworm), 1683 nucleotides. The record is from the annotation of a GenBank genome assembly. Lineage: Eukaryota; Metazoa; Arthropoda; Insecta; Lepidoptera; Noctuidae.